Messenger RNA from Artibeus jamaicensis (Jamaican fruit-eating bat), 3385 nucleotides. RefSeq names its product testis expressed 261 (gene TEX261). Gene Ontology annotation, molecular function: COPII receptor activity. Gene Ontology annotation, cellular component: endoplasmic reticulum membrane; COPII-coated ER to Golgi transport vesicle; Golgi membrane. The coding region runs from base 151 to 735 and encodes 194 amino acids. Lineage: Eukaryota; Metazoa; Chordata; Mammalia; Chiroptera; Phyllostomidae. The record is from RefSeq and is a predicted model, not a curated record. The transcript is spliced from 7 exons. Gene Ontology annotation, biological process: endoplasmic reticulum to Golgi vesicle-mediated transport.
CUCAAAGAAACUCAGCCAGAGGGACAGUUAGGCUUGAGAAUGGCUGAUCAAAGGUGCCGCAACUCCUGCCUGUGCCGCUUCCCAGAUGUAUAAUCUGAGCUAUGGGAAAAAGAAGCCCUGUAGAAAACCUGCCUGGAGGCUUCUGGCCGGAUGUUGCUUGGAGAGAGGUCCGGAGGCCCUCCUCUACCCUGCACACCUCUCCAGGUUGACGCAGCGGCGGGACUCUAUUACCUGGCAGAACUGAUAGAAGAAUACACAGUGGCCACCAGCAGGAUCAUAAAAUACAUGAUCUGGUUCUCCACAGCUGUGCUGAUUGGCCUCUACGUUUUUGAGCGCUUCCCUACCUGCAUGAUUGGCGUGGGCCUCUUCACCAACCUCGUCUACUUUGGCCUCCUCCAGACCUUCCCCUUCAUCAUGCUGACCUCGCCUAACUUCAUCCUGUCAUGCGGGCUAGUGGUGGUGAAUCAUUACCUAGCAUUUCAGUUUUUUGCAGAGGAAUAUUAUCCCUUCUCAGAGGUCCUGGCCUAUUUCACUUUCUGUCUGUGGAUCAUCCCGUUUGCAUUCUUUGUGUCACUGUCGGCGGGGGAGAACGUCCUGCCUUCCACCAUGCAGCCGGGAGAUGAUGUGGUCUCCAAUUACUUCACCAAAGGCAAGCGGGGCAAACGCUUAGGGAUCCUGGUUGUCUUCUCCUUCAUCAAAGAGGCCAUUCUACCCAGUCGUCAGAAGAUAUACUGACCCCUUUGGGGAGGGGAUGUGGGGGCAAGAUGAGGAGAGUCAGGCCCCUGGGCCUCUGUACUAGGUGGGGGCUGUGAGCCUGGAAGGUACCUUCCCCCAGCCGCAGCCUGACUUCCUUCAGCUCUCCCUGAAGGCCCCGCCCCAACCUUCCUUGGGAUGCUCAGCUUGGCUCAGAUCUGACACUGCUAGAGGCUGCAACUUCCGAGGGUACCAGGGAGGGUGGCAGAGCCUACUUGGCCAGAGGCUGCAAUCCACCUGGGCGUGUAGAAGCUGAGCUCCCUGCGGCCUUCCCCACCCCCUCCCUCCCGGGCUGGGUCAGGAGGUUCUGGCUCGGUUGGGGCAGGCAAAGCAGGGGCCAUGACACCGGGGAGCAAACAGCGAUAAGUUCUUGAGGCAGAUGGCCACAGGGCGGGGCCGUGGCAGGCACCUUCCAAGAGAAACAGUUUUUGUUGUUGAACUGUGAUUUCUGUCCAAGUCUGAUUCUUAUUUGAAUAAAGAUUCUAGGUGGCACUGUUGCCUUAAUACCCUGAAAAUUCAUCUUCCUUUCUUCCUGCCGCCCUGCCGCCCUGAACUGGACAGGCUCUUCUGCUCCGGGGGCUCCUUUUCUGGGGUUGGUCUUGCCUCCCUGAAGGGCCUGUUCCCAAGGCCCUCAUGGGCAGGGGGGCAGAGGCGAGGGGCCGAACCCGGGCAGGGGGUGGCAGGUAUAGGCAACCUUUCUUAUGCCCCCCCCCUUUUUUUUUUUAUCUCUUCUUUCCCCAAGGCUCCAUGACUGUCAAGUUAGGGACAGAGAGGGGGCAGUUUGGGACUGGGUUAGAUUUUCAGAGCAACAUCUGCAGUACCUUAUUUAUAAGUCUUCUUCUGGAGAAAAGGUGGUUUCUGACAAUUCUUUGUCAAGAUCAAAGAGAUAACAAAGUAAAACUUGGCUUCUGGGCAACUUGGGCUACAGCCUAUUUUUAAGAAAUGGCACUGGUAGGAGGAUCCAUUUGUCACUCUGAGGGCACACAGGGCUGGCCUUUUCUCUGUGCCCAGCUCCUGGGGAGGUGGCCCGAGGCUUCUAAGAAGGCCGGGUCCAGGCACAGACCAGCAUUUGUCAACCUUGCACUCCAACUACAGUGCCUUGCAAACACUCAGCAGUACCCCAUGAGAGCCGUUACUGGUCAUAUCUUAUGCCUCAAGGCGAGGGUGGCAGGUGCGGAGGUGGACUGCACACCUGUAGUACCUUUAAGCCCCUGGGAAGACCCCUGUGCUUGAAAAUCCUCCCUCCACAUCCUGCCUCAAGUCCCACCAUAGCCCUGCAUUUCCUUGGCUUUAGCAUUCCCUGUUACAAAUACCAACCCUCCCCUUUUCAUGGGAGGAGCAGCACUUUGUGGUCUUCUCUCAGUGGGAAUGAGAUUGCCUGGCCCUUUUAUCCUAUGCAGACAAGGGGGGACAAAGUAGCGGGCACUGGGGGCCAACAUCAUCCUCAUUUUUGGACUAGCAGCUGCCUUGCUGUUGCUGUCCAUGUCUUUGUCCGUCAUCCGAUGAUGUGGCUUUGCCCCCUGCAUUCCCUCCACGGCCCGUGCUCUCCCGGAAGUGCCAGUGGCCUUUUUGUGCUAAAUACACUGAGCCCUUUUCAUAUAUUACUGGGUCUCCACAGCAUCCAAUAGGGCUGGUUACCCCCAGCUUCUUGAAUCGCACUUCUGCGGCUCAUUCUCUUCCUACCUCUGUGGCUUCUCCUGGUGUCUUAUGCAGGCUUUUCCACUUGCCCCAUGCACAGUGGGGUUUCUCAGGGUCCUGUUGUGGGCUCCCAAGAGCCCAUCCACGCUGAUGGCUUUGACUCUUUGCCAAGGAAAUGAGUGUUGACCUCUAGCCCCAACAUCCCUCCUGGGCUUCUGAACCAUGGUUUGCUGCCUUUGGCUGCACAGACAGCUCGCGUGGCCCAGACGACUUGUUGCUGUCCUUUGCUAACCUGUGUUUUUUGGGUACCUGCUGUGGCCCCAAGACCACUCAGGAGCCAGACCAGAAAUAUGCUAUUCCUGCUUUCUCCUUUUGCCACCCCUCCCCCAUCCAACGUCUAGGAAUUGUCAGGUUUGCCUUCUUAACAUCUGGAUUAGAGUAGGGCCACUACCACUGCCAUCAGUUGUCACCUGGGUUAUUGUGACAGCCUCCUCCUGCUUCUCUGUUCCACAGCCAGAGUUGUGUUUCUAGAAUGCAUAGUUGAUCAAGUCACUUCCUGGCCCACAACCUUCCAUGGCUCCCUACUACCUUCAGGACAAAAUCCAAACCCCUUAGCAUGGUUUUGAAUCUUGUGGUAUCCUGCUUCCUCUUCCUGCUUUCCUCUCUGGCCUCAUCACUUGCCACCUUGCACUCUGGGUCCCAACCUGUAUUCAGAGAUGCCACUCUGAUUCCUCUUUCUUUUCUUCACCUGGGCAUCUUCUGCAUUACUUGUUAAGAUUUCACUUUGUCCAAGGAGCUCUGAAUGUUCCCUCCCUGUCCCCACUCCAGCCUACCACACAGAUCACUCUGGGCAUGCUUGCCUGUGCACUGGUCUGUCUCCUCACUAGACUGUAAGCUCCUUGAGGGCAGGGACUGUCCCUCAAUUUUUGUACCAACAGUGCCUGGCUUGGUGCCUGGCACACAGAAAGCGUUUAAUAAAGGUUUGUUUAAUGAA